This is a messenger RNA of Acanthocheilonema viteae, 3237 nucleotides long. The record is from the annotation of a GenBank genome assembly. Lineage: Eukaryota; Metazoa; Nematoda; Chromadorea; Rhabditida; Onchocercidae.
AUGACGAUUUAUCAGUUGCGUCGUUUACAUGUCAAUCAAAAUUCGCAAUCAUUGUUACCAGAUGACACGGUCCUUUUAUACCAAACGACGAAAAUUGGCCGGAACCCAGAUCUGGUCGACGUAGUCCUAAUUUCACAAGUGCAUAGUAAUAUGAUUUCAAGAGAACACACGACAAUAUUUGUGAAAGCUAGACGUGAUCGAUACGCGUGUUUUAUAAAAGAUCAUUCCCUCAAUGGCACUUAUGUUAAUGAUUUUAGGGUAUCAGGUGAAGCUGAGUUACAACAAGGUGAUGUAAUCAAAUUUGGACAUGUAAAUGGUGCAGCUAUUAAGCCCGGUUGCUAUGGACCGCAAACCUCUGCCGAAUUUACAUUCGUUUUUGAAGAAGCACCAGCUCAUCGAUUAAGUGAUCGUAGACGUCCUAUAACAAUUAUGGGUAAUGCACGACAAGAUUUUUCCCAGGCAAGCAUUUUGAGAAGAAGCACAUCUCGGUUACCUUUGGCCAAUCCAACGAUGGAACUUUCCACUUCAUGGCAGAAUUCGGCUGCUGCUGGUGCUGCAGCAGCCCCAUUCUAUAAUUUACAGAGGUUUCCUGAUUAUUAUCAAGCAGCCUUUCCUCAGUUCAGUUCUGCUUAUCUGCAUUCACUUUGGCCUCAAAACCCUUGGCCAUCGCAAUCACCUACAGCUGUCCAGCAGUUUCAACACCAUCAAUUGGAACAACAGAAACAUGUAGAGGCUGUUGCACAAUAUGGUCAGUUGACUAGUCCGGCAUGGAUGGGUGCAAAUGCGCAGAUUGCUGCUGACACUUCAUCUUUCAUGGGAACAGCUUGUGAUAAUCGACUGCGUACUGUUGUAUCGGAGCAAGCAUCUUCACCAAGGGUAACUUCGAAUAUCACAGUUCAGAUGGCGGUCACUGCUGCCGUUGGAGGAGCGUGCUCUCAAAGAUCGGCUACCGCAACUGCAGCAGUUACUGACCAAUCAUCAGGAAUUGAUGUCCAAAACAUCAGUACGCAAAGCAAUCAGUUAUUACAGUCUUUAGCGCAGCAUACAUCAGCUUCACGUUCAGCUAGAGCUCCAAUUUCUGCUACAAUAUCGGGAAAUAUUCCGGUUACUCGAGGUAGUAGAACAGCAGCUACACGUCAACAUCAUUGUUCAACGAGUUCGCGAGCAAUCGAUAUACAAAGGGUUUCAAAAUUAACAGAUUGCACUCCUGCUCAGGUAAUUGCUACUCCAUCAGCUGUUGAUAGUGUGAAACGUAUGGAAUGUGAUAGUUCCGUUCCAAGUCCGCCCAAAAGUCAACAGCAACAACAAACGACAGCAGCUAUGUUUGGUGUGGUACCGACCGGUGUUGUUGGUAUCCAUCGAACAGCGACUGCAGUAUUAUCGCAACCUUCACUAUCACCAGUAACAGCUAUUCAUCCUCCAGCUCAAGUUCAGGCUCAGACUCCAACUUCAAUACCGUCAGUAGCAGCGGUAGCAGGCGGUGAACGAAGGUUUAGUAAUGAUAGAACUUCGACAGCAGUAAGCACUUGUAGUACUUUCACGGCUUCAAGUGCUGUGCCAACUGCUAUGACCGGCAUGAAUUUGGGUGCAGUAACACCGACACCAGCCGGAUCUGUAGCAUCUGCUGCGCUUUCUCAAAUGCCAGUGUCACCUACGGCAACCUCAGUUAUAACACAAGAAAGACCCAUGGAGGAGUUACAGAGAGAGAAUGCGGAACGAAAUAGUCGAUUGUCUGGUCUGGAAGAGUUAACGGAAGAUCUGUUAGAAGACUGCGGCCCACCAAAGCGAGUACCUACACCGGCAUCCAGUUCUUCUGAAUUACCCACCGGAUCAACGGCACAACAAGAACCGCGUACCAUAGAGGAACGGAAGCCAUCUGAAUCAUUACGUUCACCACUUCAUCAAUCACCAAAAAGACGCGGGCAUGGUCAUUCGGAUUCGUCUUGUUCACCCACUCAAACGCCUGUUAUAGUAGAACAAAAAGUUGAGCCGAAGAGACGACGUAAGAAUAAUGAGGUAGCCAUGUUGUUGAAUGAUUUAACUGAAGUGGCAUGGCAUCAUCUUGCAAGAAAGAGUACUAACAAAAUCACAGCGCCAACACAAACGAGGAUUAUUAAUAACUGUGAAGGAGAAAGAUAUUUGGAAUGUUUUUUUUUAAAUAAUCUUCUGACUUUUGCUUAUUCAGUUAGACACAUCACCAAAAUUGAUGGUAUACCUGACUUAACUCUGAUGAAGAUCUAUAGGCAUGAUGAAGAUGAUGAUGCUGAUAAUAGAAGUUCUAAAAGUGAUUCAAGUAGCUCAGAAAGGCAUGAAAAAAAGAAGCAACAACAGAAGAAUGUUGCGAACGCAAAGAGUAUAACUUCUUCAAAAGUCAAGGAUUCUGAUAGAGGUGCUGCGCGGAAACGUGGUCGUCCGAAGAAGGGUUACCAUACUUCGAAAAAUGCAAUCACUGCAAGUAUAAUUAAAAAGAAAGCAAUAGUUAAAAAGAAACGAAAGAAGAGAUCUUCUAGCAGCGAUAAUGUGAGCUUAGAUUCUGACGGUAAUGAGGAAGAGAGAAAGGAAGAUUUGAAGAAGUCGCAAACUUUACCAAAAGAUCAGCCAGGUACUUCAGCAGCUGAAAAGAUUGAAAGAGCAUUUGAAAUGAUGAGGAAGAGGCAAACAUUACCAGAUUCUGAUAAUGAAAGUAGCAGUUCAUCGUUUGUUACUUCUUCAUCACCUUCUCCGAUCCGACGAACGUGGGGUGCAACAUCACAACGGAAAACUGGACACACACCUGGUGGUAGUGGUAUAAGUAAGAAAAAAAUAGGCAAAAUGAGUGGCCAUCAAUCACGUUCGAUGAGUAAGAUACCACGGAAGCAAACACAUAAGGGAACCGGAACUCCUUCCGCAACUAACCGGAAGAAAGGACGUAAAAAGAAAAAGCGAUCAUCGUCAAGCGAAAGUGAAAUAUCAUUGGAAACGAGCAGUGUUGACUGGGAGAAGAUGAAACCGGUGGUUACACCAUUGCCGGCUGCACAUGCGCCAAUAGUAUUUGAUGAAUGGACAUACCACGAUCCAGAAAAACAAUGUGACGCCAGGUCAGGUUGCAAAAAACCACAAAGUGAAAGUGUUGUUUGGGUACAAUGUGAUUAUUGCUGCCGAUGGUACCAUAUGGAAUGUGUAACAGAGCACGGUGUAACGGUUGGUAAUUCGGAUGAUUUCAAUUGUGGUUGUCGGGAAGCAAAUAAAGGAAACUAA